AUGUCACAGCUACCGGAUGACACACCCUUGCACAAAGUCUCAAUUCCAGGGACUCAUGACACCGGUGCUUUGCACGGCGGAAGGAUAUGUGAAACUCAAAGGUGGACAGUCGCAGAACAGCUGCGCGCAGGCAUAAGAUUCUUGGACAUUCGCUGCCGCAGAGACGGCACUUCCUUCGCGAUACACCACGGUUUCUGUUUUCAGAAGAUGUAUUUUGAAGACGUGCUUCGAGACGUGUCCAUGUUUCUAGCCUCAUCCCCCGGGGAAACCAUUUUGAUGCGCGUCAAGGAAGAGUACAUUCCAAGAGCAGGAAGCAGCUCAUUGCAAGCAAUUUGGGAUUCAUACAUGGAUGAAUUCGGAACGCUCUUCGAGCAAAGCGCUCUUGCCGGGAUCCCCACCCUCGGCAGCGUUAGGGGUUAG
Molecule: messenger RNA, 420 nt
Organism: Chondrus crispus (carragheen)
Lineage: Eukaryota; Rhodophyta; Florideophyceae; Gigartinales; Gigartinaceae
Exons: 1
Coding region: 1-420 (139 amino acids)
Biological process (GO): lipid metabolic process
Molecular function (GO): phosphoric diester hydrolase activity
Source: RefSeq, a predicted model, not a curated record